UGACCGUCGACAGUAGCACACUUCAUACAUCUCUUUGCCUCCCGCUUUCUUUGUGCAAGUCUUUUAAAAAAAAAGGGGGGUUCUUAAACGCCUCUAUUAUUUUUUUACCAAAUACUUAAGCAUUUGUCGUCGUAAGAUUUUGUCACUUACUUUUUUCGUAAUAGCCCGAAAUAGAAAAAAAAAAAGACAUUUGUUGGAUUUCCGCCGCUCGUGUGUAUAUAGUUUUCUUGUUACAAAAAAAAAAAGAAAGAAAGAAAAAUAGAGGGGGGAGGAGGGGAGUUUAACAUGGAAAACAAUCAUCAACUCGGCAGUCCCCAAUAAGUGUUAGUGCCUGGCUGGCUCCUGCGAAGGCAAGCUGAACGCAACCAAUCGACAAUCAGCUCGAGUUUUGGAAGCUCCGCCCGUUUUAGUCUUGUGGGCUUAUCUCGUUCGAACGGGCAACCUUUGCAAGCUUUUCAGUUGGUUCUACGUUGAAUAUCAGCAAGUUUCGUGAAACAGGUUUGAGUGACGAAGGCUGCGAAAGGCCAUUUUUAGCCGGUUCGUCAAGAAACAUGGGAAUUUACGACAAAUCAGCACCAACUUCCAUGGAAGAUUCUGCCGUACGAGCUGAAUCAGUUCCUGAUUUUCGAUUGCGUGACGAUAUGUCGGGAGUUUCGGGGCUCAUCGGCAAGGCUCAUCAUUCUUCGACCAGCUACGGCCGGAUACAUCAGUCUUUGCAAUCGGAAGAGUCGAGGAACAAUUCCGGCAAGCGAAACAUUUCCUCCGAUGUCACCAGCGACGAUCUGAAUAGCACGGCGUCCAACGAAGACGUCAACGACGCUGAUCACGAAUCACGCAAAGGAGGAUUGGGCCACGGGGAUGGCGAUGGCGAUGGUGAAGCGGCCGGAAGUGACGGCGAUCAUCCGGAUGAGUUUACACCUAAGCGGAAGCAGAGACGCUACCGUACCACUUUUACUAGCUAUCAAUUAGAGGAACUUGAAAAGGCCUUUUCUCGCACUCAUUAUCCGGAUGUAUUCACAAGGGAAGAACUAGCGAUGAAGAUUGGGCUCACCGAAGCUAGAAUUCAGGUUUGGUUUCAAAAUCGGCGCGCGAAAUGGAGGAAACAGGAGAAAGUGGGGCCACAGGGUCAUCCUUACAGUCCGUACGGCGGCGCAGCUAGCGGAGCUGGAGGAGCCAAUGGAAUGCCAACUUUGCAUAAUCACCAUCACUCUCAUCAACUCGGCACCGGUGUCUCGGCUUCUGGCUCCAACGGCGGAAGCAGUUCUUUACCUCUUCCGGUUUCGCUUGGCGGGCCGCAUCCAUUCCCGGUUCAUCUCGGCUCGAAUCAUCCGUACAUGCCGCGCAAAUCGUUGGAUUUCUUAACUCGUCUACCCAAUUUGCCGACCUCACCGAUGGUGCACGGCCUUCCGGUAACGAUGGCUAAUUUGCACGGCCUGUCCGGUAUGCCUCCGGGCUAUUUAUCCCCCGGCAUCGGUUCCCCGUUUUUCGGAUCGGCGCUUCAUGGCUACCGCCAUCCGCUGGUGAAUUCGGUUUACAGCCAACCCAACCCAUCGAUGGCGGCCCACUCGUUCCAGGCCCUUUUGGCUUCGCUUUCCAAUCAAAGACCAAAACUAGCCACCGAAUUGUGUCCCAACGAUUACCAAUCGCUGCUGUGCAGACUGUCAACACUCCAUCAGUCAACGUCGCCAACUGGUUUGACAUCGUUGGCUUCACCUCCGUCUCACCACCCGGUUUCUCUUCAGCAGCCACAGGUUGCGCAAGCGGGUGCGGCGCCUUCCGUUAGCCCUUCGAGCGCUGCCGCCAGUAGCUGCUCUCCUGUUCCUCAGAGUAUCAGCGCUUGUGGCAACAGUAACAGCAGCAGUGGCGGCAACGUCGAAUUGCCGCCAGCAGCCAGUUCUCCCCUGGGUGGCGAACUGGAUCGCAGGGCUUCCAGUAUAGCCGCUUUGCGUCUCAAAGCCCGGGAGCACGAACUCCGCAUCGAGAUGAUGCGGAAGAACGGCACAGACUUGCUCAGCUGAAGACACACACACACAAUUUAUUUUUUAUUUUUUUCUGGGGGGGGGGGAGCAUUUUGAAAAUCGCCUUUUUGACACGAGCUACGCAUCGCCUAAAGCCAUUUGCUCACAGUUGCAUUUUUUUCAUUUAAUCUUUCCAUUAAAGUAUUUCUUUUUUAUUUUUGAAAUAUUAUAAUUAGCUCAAAACCUUAAAAAAAAAAAAAAAAAAAUCUACGCUUUUUGGUUUAUCUAUUUUUAUAAUUUUUUUCGUGUCCCUUUUUCUUGUGUGUGUGUUUCUUUCAAUUGAAACUAUAAUUUUGUGUUCGAUUGCGUGUCUCCUACCGAUUUCCGCGUGUUCUUCCUGUACAGUGGACUUUAUAGAAAAGAAAAUCUCGUUGUGUCUCCUUUCCCGAUUUUCGUAAUCAGAAGGCGAGUUAUUAACGGUUGAACCUUAUUUCACAUGAAUAUUAGAAUUAGAAUCGCUGCAGCGCUUUCCUCUAAUUUUUUUUUUCUCUUCAAAGUUUGUCAUCGUCUCGUUUCCUGCUCGCCACUCAUGUUCCUUUUGAUAAACGUUUUUCUCAAUACAUUUUGUUUUGUUUUU
This is a messenger RNA of Daphnia magna, 2595 nucleotides long. RefSeq names its product homeobox protein aristaless. Gene Ontology annotation, biological process: regulation of transcription by RNA polymerase II. The coding region runs from base 552 to 2018 and encodes 488 amino acids. Gene Ontology annotation, molecular function: RNA polymerase II transcription regulatory region sequence-specific DNA binding; DNA-binding transcription factor activity, RNA polymerase II-specific. Lineage: Eukaryota; Metazoa; Arthropoda; Branchiopoda; Diplostraca; Daphniidae. The transcript has 6 exons. The record is from RefSeq and is a predicted model, not a curated record.